CAGGGCACCAAAAACAGUAUAAAUAGGAGUACGAAUCUCCGACGAUUCUCAUAUCCUUCCUUUGUUCUCUGCUCUGCUGUUACGCGCGUGUCGUCAACUCUCUCACUCUCUCCUCCUCCUCUCCCAGUCAAACCCCACUCCUCCAAUUUCUAAGGUUUAGGGUUUAAGCUCGAAGCAAAUCAAUUCGCUAGCGUAUUAUGCAGUUUGGGAUUCGCCAUUCAUGAAAACGAUGAAGGAUGACAACAACACUAAGGAGGAGGAGGAGAAGAAGAAGAAGAAGAAGGGUUUCAUCACUGAAGAAGACACCGCCACUCUCUUACAGAGAUACUCGGCGACGACGAUAUUGACAUUGCUGCAGGAAGUGUCGCACUGUGUGAACUCGGAGAAGAUUGAUUAUGAUGCGUUGGUGGCCAACACUACAACUGGGAUCACCAAUGCCAGAGAGUAUCAGAUGCUUUGGCGACAUUUGGCUUAUAGGGAGCCUUUGCCUGACAAGUUCAUUGACGGAGAUCGGCCUAUGGAUGUAGAUAGUGACUACGAAUAUGAUGUGGAAGUUGAUCCUGCUGUUACUGCCGAUGCUUCAACAGAGGCUGCAGCAUGUGUGAAGGUCCUUAUAUCUUCUCGUUUACCAAGUGAUCCCAGUCAUCUUAAUGGUACAACUGUAGAGGCUCCAUUGACAAUAAAUAUACCAUCUGCUCCAGCAAAAGGCAUGAACAUUACAGUUCCAGUUUCUAUUCAGAGACAGACCCUUCCUGCUACAACAACUGCUGCUGCAGAAAAAGCUGAAGGAGAUGAUGCAAAUACACCAGCUAGCAAUAUAAUGCCUCUGCGGAAGAAACGGAAAAAGUGGUCAGCAGAGGAGGAUUUGGAACUUAUCAAUGCAGUGAACGUAUAUGGUGAAGGAAAUUGGACUCAAAUCGUAAAAGCAAACUUCAAAGGGGACAGAACUGCUAAUCAGCUAUCUCAGAGGUGGGGUAUUGUUAAGAAGAGACAAAGGAAGAUGGGUCCGGCAGAAGAAAGUGCACCGUCCGUUAAAAAGGAGGCAUUGCUGGCAGCUCACCAGGCAAUGACCCAUUUUUUAGAUGAUGGGCCGAACAGAACACCUAUUACAGUGGGCACUGGCAGAACAAAUGUAAACAGCAAUCCUGCUGAAACAAAUGCAAACAUUGGGGUGCAGAUUUCAACUGCUGAAGGCCUUAAUGCAAAAACGAGUCGGAUGGGGUCAUUUGGUCCAACUCCAAAAGGUCGAAUUACCUCCAAGAAAACCUUGCCGAAGUCCAAUGUGGAUGCAGAUCGCUUAAUAGCAACUGCAGUUGCUGCUGGGGCACGCAUUGUCUCUCAGUCAGAUUCAGAUGCUGAACUUCUUAAGGCUGCUACUCAAGCAAACAACAGUAUCCAUGUCAUACCUCAAACAGGGGGUUCUAUGAAAUCACCUGCUGUGCGUCAUAUUCGUACUGGCUUGGCUGCAACAGUACCUUCCACCCAUCCACCCACUAGACCCCCUGGGUCCUUAAAAACAGCUGUAUCCCGGCCAAGUCAGCAAGCUUUAAAGACGGACACAUCCAGAACGAUAACUGGUGUUAACAGUUGCCCUGAUGCUGAUGUCUUACCAGAGCAGGUCCAAACUGGAGAACAUCUCUCUGGUAGGGGACAGAUUCAAGAAGGUAAAGUGGAGUUACCAAAGCAGAAUGCUGCGUCAGAAAUCUUAUUAACCAAUGGUCAGAAUCCUGCUGGUUCAUUGGACGCUAAGAAACAUGGGAGUAAUGAUAAAACCUUAAUUGGUAAUGAUCAAUCGACUGGAAAUGGUGAAGACCAAAUCACAACUCAGGAACAGAGGACAGAUGUUUCUGACAAGGAUCUUAAGCAAGGAGGAGGCAGCCAUUGA
Messenger RNA from Argentina anserina (silverweed cinquefoil), 1885 nucleotides. RefSeq lists its product as uncharacterized. The record is from RefSeq and is a predicted model, not a curated record. Lineage: Eukaryota; Viridiplantae; Streptophyta; Magnoliopsida; Rosales; Rosaceae. The transcript is spliced from 7 exons. Bases 221 to 1885 code for a protein of 554 amino acids.